This is a messenger RNA of Guillardia theta CCMP2712, 4512 nucleotides long. RefSeq lists its product as hypothetical. NCBI's taxonomy places the organism in Eukaryota, Cryptophyceae, Pyrenomonadales, Geminigeraceae. Bases 1 to 4356 code for a protein of 1451 amino acids. The record is from RefSeq and is a predicted model, not a curated record. Gene Ontology annotation, molecular function: protein binding. The transcript is spliced from 19 exons.
AUGGAGAUCGUCAAACGAUGGCUGCGAGAGAAGAUUGGGAUGGAAGGGUUGGGGCAAGGGGAUGUUGAAUCGCAGUUUGCAAACGGAUACAAGAUCGGACAGGUGCUCGAGAGCUAUGGGAUUCAGCCCGACUUCGACAAGUUUGUCAACAAGGAUACGCCUGAUGCCAAAGUGAACAACUUCGAGCGGCUGCAGCCCAUUCUGCGGGAGCUCAACAUCAACUUCGACAGCCACAAUGCCAACCAGAUCAUCACAGAGGAGCCGGGGGCAGCGCUCCGCCUGCUGCAGCAGAUCAAGGUCGCGCUGGACAGCUCGACGUCCUCGAACCCGUUCCGCAAGGGGUCGAAGACGUCGACCGCCCUCCUGCUCACGACCAACAGGCUCUCCAGCAAGGAGAAGUACAAAGACAUGGAGGAGAAGACCUUCACGAAAAUGCUGCGGUACAAGUCAGCCAACCCCCGGGAGUUUAAGAUGUCCAACUACCUGCGGCCGUUCGAGGAGGAGGCCAUACAGCAGGCGCGCGUCGCCGAGCGACUGAACGCGAUCGACGCGCUGCAGCGAGAGCAGAUGCUGCUGAGCAAGAGAGACUCUCUGCGGCUGAAGAUGGCGGAGAACAGAGCCUACCUGCAGGACUGGGAGAGGGAGGGGAGGAUUAACCAUGCCAAGAACCAGGCGGUGAGGAAGGAGAGGGAGAGGAGGGACCUUCGGUUGGAGCUUGCGAUGCGGGAGAAGGAGCGGAGGAGGAAGGGGAUGGAGAACUUGGAGGCGGCCGAGCAGGUGGAGGAAGGAAUCGACUCAUUCGAGGAGUCUUUGCGGCGCGUCCAGGACUUCGUUGACACGCCAGUUGACGAGGCGAUGCUGGGGAUGACGGACAGCAGGACGCCACAGGAGUUCCUGCAGUCACUGACGGGGAAGAUCCCCAGAGGAGAUGAGCUGCGGGCUGACAGCGAGCACUACAUGAUUAAGGUGCAGCAGAAACGGCAGGAGGACGAGAUCGCAAGGAAGGAGAGGGACCGGAGGAGGAGGAGGGUGCUGGUGGAGCAGAUGAGGACCCAGAAGGAGAUGGAGAACAGGAAGAAGGAGGAGCAGCUGAACGAGAAGCUCAUCCGUCAGAGCGUGCAGGAGGCGAAGAUCGCCGAGGACCUGCACCGAGUGCUGGCGCAGAAGGAGGCGAUGCGUCAAGCUCGUCUGAGGAGGGAGGAGCAGUACCGCAGGAUGCGGGAGCAGCAGUACCGAGAGGCUCUGGAGCGCGAUGCGGAGAUCUACAAGGUGAAGAGAAAGGAGUACUUCGUGAAGCUGGAGAUGGAGAAGUCCCGGUUCGAGGAGCUGGAAGAGGAGAGGAUGGCGAGGAGGAGGCAGAAACACUUCGACGCCUGCAGGAGGAUCGUUGAGCAGACGGUUGACUUGGUCUGGAAGGUGGUGGAGUACCGAGAGGUAGCAGAGCACGUUACGGUGCCGAACAAGCAGUGGAGGGAGUGGAUUGCGAUCUUCGUUGCUGGAGAGCCACUGUUCCCAGUGGUGAAGGAUGCGGAGGAGGAGGAGGAGGAGAAUGAGAAGAAGGUGAAGAAAGCCAAGACGCUGCCCGUGGAGGAGGAGAAGCAGUCGGAUAUCAUAGACAGCAGGGAGUACUUUGCGUACCUGGACAUGGAGGACGAGUGGAGGCUGCAGGAGGCCGCGCCCAGUGCAGAGGAGGGGGCGGAGGAGGAAGGGAAGGAGGAGGAGAAGGCAGAGGGGAAGGAGGAGGAGGAAGCAGCACUCUCUCCUGUGCAGAACAAGAUCUUCGGGGAGUUAGUCAAGGAUCUUCACGACACGACACUCGAGGUUAUCCCUCCUCCCGUCACUCCCGCCGAAAUCCCUCGUCCUCCUCACCGUCUCAGCAUCGCCGGCGCUCCUUUCGCCGGCUCCUCCCGCCAGGCUGAGAAGCUUGCGGCCGAGUUUGACCUGACGAUCAUCCGCGCGCAGAAGUGCAUUGCGGAGGCCAUCGCCGACUUUGAGGAGGUCAUGACGGCGCACGACGAGGCUGUUGCUGCUGCUCAGGAGGAAGCGAAGGAGCAGCAGGAGGGCGAGGAGGAGGCGCCAGAAGUGCCUCUGCCUUCGUUGACCACCAGACAGUCUCUUGGUGGACAGAUCCGCGAGGCCAUGAACGCAGGAGGCGGAGCUCCGGACAACACGCUCGUUGCUCUCCUCGUCGAGAAGAUCAAGGAGGUCGGGCAGGAGAAGGGCUACAUCCUCGACGGCUUUCCCGCCACCGUCAGUCAGGCUCGUCAUCUUGAGCAGGCACUUGCCGGCAUCGAGGACGCGCACGUGGCGCCGAAGCCGCUUCCUCCCAACUCGAGACUCGCUCCUCCUGUCCCAGAGGAGGUGGAGAGGACGGGGGACCUUCCUUCCGGCCUCCUGCUCUACCUCCGGCUGCAUGUCAGCAGGGACGUUUCCAUCCGCAGGAGGAUUGGGAGGCUGCGGGACCCAGACGACCCGGACGGCGCCUGCUACCACAUUGAGUUCGAUCCUCCUCCUCCUGAGGACUCGGCGCUGGCAUCGAGGCUGGAGGAGGUGGUGGAGGAGGACGGGGCAGACGCGUCGCUGCUGACGAGAGUCUCCUCCUACCUGGACGAGAAGCCAGCGCUGGACGCCUGGUUCGCACGGUUCACCAACAAGGUGGAGGUGGAGGCGGAGGGGAGUACGGAAGAGGUCUUCGAGCAGGUCAAGGAAGUUGUUGCUCAGCAGCUGGCGAAGGCGGAGAAAGAGGGACAAGAGGAGGGGGCUGCAGAGGAGAAACAGCCGGAGGAGGAGGCCAAGCAGGAGGGGGAAAGCGUGAAGAAGGGUGGAGAAGGAGAGGGAGAAGGGGAAGGGGAAGGGGAAGGAGAAGGGGAGGGGAAGGCUGAGGAGGACAAGGAGGGAGGGGAAGCAGCAGAGCCGGAGAAGCCUCCCCCUGAAGUUCUUCCGCUGCACGAGGACGUGGCAAGGCUGCUGCUGGAGCAGUGGAGGGGGUGGAGACUACGUUUGAGCUGGAGGUCUGAGCUCCACGAGCAAGCGGAUCUGCUGCAGGACGAGCUCUGGGCUGUCAGCGACGCAUCGCGAGAGAAGGCGGAGGAGGAGCGAACGUCCAUCGUCAGCGACUCCUUCAUGUCCGAUCAUGUGCAGCUCAUCAUCGUGAGCUUUGUGGGAAUGAUGCAACAGGAAAUUCUCCGCUUCCAGGCAACUCGAGCUAUUCUCCGCGACUACUUCUGGUACAGGGCAGGAAGGAACAUGCCGGAAGAAACGCCCGAGGCUCUCAACGUCAUUCAAAUGUUCAUGGACGACGCUCCUGACAUCCAGGGGUCCCCCAUCGAGGCUGUCAUCGACUACUGCACAAACUUCUUGUUCGGCCAGCAAGGAGAGGAGGAGGAGGUUUAUCUUCAUCCUACAGCGUCAUCCACAGGGGUCAUAACCGUUGAGAUCUUAACCGACGCGCUGCAUAAGGCUGCGUCCAUAGCGGGAAUGAAGAUUCUCCCGGUCGAAUGGAUCAGCCUCCCGCCCUCAAAACUUCGUGCCUUCUUGAAGCCCUUCGAUCAGACAGGAGGCAACCUGGUCGACUGGAGGAGACUUGUAUUCUUCCUCGCGGAGCUCCCAACCCCGAAGGAGGAAGACCUUAAGGGCAUCAUCCAAGAUCUUCAAGCUCGACAACUUUCCUUGACCUCCGUCCCCAUGCAGGAGGCUGCACAAGUCAAGUUCUGGUUCGAGCAUGCGACGCCCCCGAGCACUACGGGAGCAGAUGGACGUGCGAUCAUGCAGGGAAGAGAUCCUCAGCGCGUCAAGGAAGCGAUUCUCCUCGCAUUCUCCAACGGCGCUCACGAGGUCUGCAUGGAACAUCUGCUCCUCUACGCCUGCGCCGGAGAGAAGGUUGAGGCGAUGCAGCGAGCGCUGAGAAUUUUCGGAGGGGACGAGGGAAAGAUUGAGACAGAUCUUCUCCUCCGCCUCGUCGCCAUCUCAACUCUCUCGGUCUUCCUCGAGGCCGAUCGCGUACCCGACCAGCAGGCAGUGGAAGCCGCCAUGUCCGCAGCAGCCGCGCUAACGGAGGACAAGGGUACCGUCAGCAUGCAGGCAAACAAGGAAGUCAAAAUGGUCAGAGAAGGCGGAGCAGGAGUAAGGACAGGGGCAGGAGCAGGGACAAGGGCAGGAAGAGCAGGGGCAGGGGCAGGAGCAGGAGGGGUUCUGAUCAUCAUGGCACAGGAUCUGAUGAAGACGGAGGAAGGGCUCGCGGUGAUCAGCCGCUGCCAUGGCCUUGAGGCCAAACGCCCUUACGAGCAGCUGGAAAAGUUGAUAAAGUCGGAUAUGGAGAAGAAGAAUAUGAAGCAAGAUGAGGAAGAGGCGAACUAAGUUGUGAAUACGAGAAGGGAAGGGAAGGGAAGGGAAGAGAAGAGAAGAGAAGAGAAGAGAAGAGAAGAGAAGAGAAGAGAAGAGAUAGGGUGGUCACUACAGAUCCAAAGGCUAGCAAACAACAUAUUCGUUCAUUCUUAACAAGAGAAUUUUCGC